AUGCUAGUCAAUACGUUAGCAUGGCUGUUAGUAAUUCUAAGAAUUUCCUACUCACAACCAUCAUCUCGUGAAUCAUUUGCUGAUGGAUUCUUUUCAAAAGAUGGACCGGAUGCAACUGUAAAACGUAAGAACAUUUUGUUCAUUAUGGCAGACGAUUUAGGCUUUAACGAUCUUGAUUGGAAAGACGAAAAGUUGUUCACUCCCAAUUUACGCGAAUUGUUGAAUCAUGAAAGCAGCGUCGAAAUGACCAAUUCAUAUGUGAACCAGUUGUGUACUCCAACACGAAGUGCUUUCAUGACUGGAUAUUAUCCAUUUCGGAUGGGUACACAGAGCGGAGUUUUUUUGCACAUGGAACCUGCUGGUGUUCCUUUGAUUUUCCCAUUUGUACCCGAAAAUUUAAAGUCAUUAGGAUAUAAAACAUACAUUGUUGGAAAAUGGCAUCUUGGUUAUUGUCGUAAAGAAUUUCUUCCAACAAGUCGUGGAUUUGAUUAUUUUUAUGGCUUUUAUGGCCCACAAACAGGAUAUUUCAAUCAUAGCGCAGAUCAGUAUCAUCGUGAUAUUAAUAGAGUUGUUAGAGGAUUAGAUUUGUUUGAAGAAAAAACUGAAGGAAGCAGCUAUCCGGAUUACAGUCGAAAUGGUAUCUAUUCUACCGAUUUGUUUGCUGAUGCAACAAUAGGGACCUUAGCUAAUCAUGAUGCAUCUCAACCAUUCUUUAUGUUUCUUUCAUUUCAAGCUGUUCAUCCACCUUUACAAGUUCCUCAUUCUUACAUGCAAUUCUGUAAGGGAAUAAAGAAUCGUCUAAGACGGAUUUAUUGUGGGAUGUUAGCAGCAAUGGAUGAAUCUAUUGGAAAAGUCAUUGAAUUCUUGAAAGAGCGUGAACUAUAUGAGGAUACUGUAAUUGUCUUUACGAGUGAUAAUGGUGGGACACCUCAAUUUGGAGCAUCUAAUGAACCACUCAGGGGUGAGAAAGAUACAUUGUGGGAAGGAGGGACGAAAACGACUACUAUCAUUCAUGCUCCUAAUAUGAUUAGACAGAAUGGCAAAAGAGCACAGUUGUUCCAUGUUGUUGAUUGGCAUGCUACCCUACUUGCUGUGGCCGGAUUAAGUCUAGACUCUUACGGCGAUGGUAUUAACCAAUGGGAUUAUAUAGUUUCUGGUGUUCCUAAAAUUAGAAGAUUUCAAUUCGUUUAUAAUAUAGAUGAUUAUGGGUCAGCUAUUAGGGAUGGAGAUUAUAAACUAUUAUUAGGUAGUCCAGAUAGAAAAAUAAGAACUGACCCCACAAAAGUUCGUCUAUACAACAUUAAAGUUGAUCCCAUGGAGUCCAAUGACCUUUCAAAACAAAAUCCUCAGCUGGUUGGAAGAUUGCUUACUAAAAUUAAAAGUUUAAAGAAGUAUAUGAGAAAGAAUGUAAGACGUCCUUUGAGCUUGAAAGGUAAUCCAGAAUCAUUAAAUGGAAGUUAUUCAAGUUACUGGUGUGUAGAAGAUAACAAACAUACUUAA
This is a messenger RNA of Auanema sp. JU1783, 1500 nucleotides long. NCBI's taxonomy places the organism in Eukaryota, Metazoa, Nematoda, Chromadorea, Rhabditida, Rhabditidae. The record is from the annotation of a GenBank genome assembly.